Exophiala xenobiotica is the source of this 3332-nucleotide messenger RNA. RefSeq lists its product as uncharacterized. Gene Ontology annotation, cellular component: cytosol; endocytic vesicle. Lineage: Eukaryota; Fungi; Ascomycota; Eurotiomycetes; Chaetothyriales; Herpotrichiellaceae. Gene Ontology annotation, molecular function: small GTPase binding; guanyl-nucleotide exchange factor activity. The record is from RefSeq and is a predicted model, not a curated record. The transcript has a single exon. Bases 259 to 2550 code for a protein of 763 amino acids. Gene Ontology annotation, biological process: vesicle-mediated transport.
GCGAAACAUCAACAACGAAUCCUCCACGGAUGACCCGGGUGUCAGGCACUGAUCCCUCGUGAACAAUCAGUAACUAUGCUCUUCUGACAUCAAUAAGGCUGCCUCAGGAGGCUGAUGGGCAGGCCAUGUUGACGCACGGUCACCAAGCUUCUCUGUCCCACUGUUUCAAGUUGACUUGUCCUGCUUCAAGUGGCUCUUCGAUCUUGGACACAUCCAGUUCGGUUGGAUCGAAUCUUCGCCGGAUGUGCUGUUGCCAUCAUGUCUAGAAACGCAUCCACAGGGUCGAUGAAAUCGAGGCCUUCCGUCGUCUCUACCAAGUCCUUCGCCCGUUAUGAACCUGAGCAUCCUUCUCCUACACUGGGGAGAAGCAGAGCCAGCACAGUACAUUCCCUUACCUCCUCGAAAUCCCCGGAGAAAGAUGAUGUCUUUGAGAAACCUAUCAACGAAGAGAAUGAGCCGCCUUCUCCGGACCUUGGGAGGUCCCAGACCCUGCCAGAUCGAUUCGACGAACUACCAAUAGAACUGGCAAGCCUGGCAGACAGAUUUGUUGAAUCUCUGAGUGUGAAAGUCUACAAUGAGCCUCCCUCGAUUGAUCAACUGGCCGACCUAUUCCAAGAAUUCUACGCAAGAGCAUCUGGCGCCAUCUCGAUACACAUCUCCGCCCUCAAGUCUCGAAUACACAGAGAGUCCUCACCUGCACCUUCGAAAGGGUCGAACCUGGCUCCUCCAACUAAGUCAGCAAACUCCCGCCAGAUGUUGACGGCAUCUGAAGUCACCGAAAAGCGAAAACAGAGAAAACUGUUGGAAUACAAGAGGAUUUUGUUGGAAGAGGCGGUGGAGAAGAGAGUCUGCGAGAAGAUAUACGACAAAAUCUGGAGACACAAGAGCACGCUGGAUGAAGUCAGAGAUGAGAAGCUGAGGUCAAAAACUGCAGCACUGUCAUUAGUAGGCAUAGGGCUGAAAGACCUGGGCAUUGAGUGGGAUUCCGCAACGGAAAAGACGGUUGAAGAUGUGCAAGCUUCGCUGGCACCAGCGAGAGAAGGCCUUGCAAAGAUGAACGAUGAACACUAUCCACUAGGCAAGUUACAACAUCUGACCGCCACCCACAAAGCCAUUGUCGACACAUUAUACACUAUACACCCUUCCUCAUCGUCCGCGGACGAGAUCCUGCCUACCUUGAUCUACACCUUGAUUACAUCUCCCAUCGAAGGCAUAAACAUUAUCAGCAACCUACAUUUCAUUCAACGCUUCAGAGCAGCACCGAAGAUGGACGGCGAGGCAGCAUAUUGCUUGACGAAUCUAGAAGCCGCUAUCAGCUUCCUCGAGAAUGUUGAUCUUACGAGUCUAAGAGCAGAUGAACUGCCUGAAGGACCAAAGAAGGCUCCUGCACAGGCAGAAGUGGAAAAUCCAACCAAGCUGGAGGUUUUCCCUGCCUUCCCCGGCACAGCACCACCUUCUACUCCGACGACAGUAACAUCAAUGUCAAACGCAACUGGCACAAAUGUCGAAUCAAGUCCAGCGUCAUCCAUUAUCAAGCCAUUACCAGAGAAGCCAACUCCAGCUCCAGCCGCUAGGCACCAACGCACCUUCUCUGAUCUCCUGCAACCAAUAAGCAAUGCAAACGAAGCUGUCCGCUCUACCGCAGAAGAGGGGUUCAAAAACAUCUCAAGCACACUGGACAACAGCUUCAAGUUCCUGAUGGGGAAGCUGAAAGAGCGCAGCACCGACGACGCGAAUGCGGAAGUCAUUGUUCCGAAAACGCUCGACGAAGCAAGGCAACUGGUCAAUCGACCUCUGACUCCAGACGAGGACGACCACGCUCUUAGCGAAUCGAGUUCUAUCCACGACGGUCAGCAUACACCCAUACCUUCGAAUCUUACCAAGACCGAAGACAAGAUGCUGGGGCUGUUUGGUGGCCGCAGACCAACGGCGCGGGAACGAAGCGUGGAUAGUGUCACGAGCAGUGGAAGUGGGAAGAGGGUAGGACUGGGUGCACCCCACACCAACUCGCCGCCAAAUGGGCUGGCCAACCCACAGAAGACGGCUGCUCCAGGAGCUCAGCCAUCGAGCAGCAAUCCUUUGGAGUCGGUCAAGAAUUUUGGUACAAGUCUAAAUCCGAUCAAUCAUAUAGGUUCAGCGUUUGGCGGAGCAUUUGGUCGAUUUAGCAGCAGAACCAGUGUAUCUGCUUCGCCGCCUGCAGCAGCGCCUACAACGUCGGCUCCAACGAUCGUCCUCGACACUAAGUCUGCAUCAGAAGAGAGCAAUAAGAAGGCACAUGGCCAUGAAGUGGGGAAAGUUCCUCUCCGUGUUCCUAACGAGGAGGAGUUGUCGAUUAUCAGGGCAGCACCUCCAAUAACGCACUUCAUGUCAGUGACAGAUGCCAGUGAGCUGAAGAUUCGAGAUGUGCAGGAUUUGCUGGCGGACUAUCAACGCCUGGCCAGGGUACUGGGCAAGCUUGUCCAAAGGGCCGUUGAAGACGAGGCCGUUACCGAUCAUGCCGAAGGCGAGACUGAAGGCUCUACCGUGGGUAGUGAUCACGAAAAGAGCUGAGAAUUGAUACCCCGAACGGGAAUCAGCGACUUUGGGUUGUCCGACCCGUUGGACCGGUAUCGACGAGCUUGAGAAGACACUUGCUUGCCCGGGCCAUAACCAGAACGGCCCACAUCUUUGAUGCCACGAGCACCUCCGAGAAGUGUUUAGCGCCAGCGCGCUUUACGACCAUAUCCCAGUGCUCUGGGUAUCACUCCGACUAUCCCAAGGGGACCCGGAGGGGUGCAAUACAUGCGCAAAAAACCCGCAUGAAGUCACUGCGAAGACUAUUGUCGACCGCGGAUAUGGAGGCAGCAUCAGCAGGGCCAAGAAAAGGCGCAAGCAUCGAGGGACCCGGCCACAGCUCCUCUGCAUCCACAUUCAGUGAAAACGAAAUCUCCAAUCCUGAGGGGAGAAGGAAGGGGAUGGAGAGAGCAAUACAGAGCAACGCACGGGUGCAGUGCUCACGUACCUAGUGUUGCUUAUCAUUGAGCGUCACUGCCAGAGCACUGAACUCAAGUUGGCUCCGAGGCUCUGACCUUCAGUAGUACCUGGCCAGACCAGAACCAGUGAUAACCUCGAAUGGCCGUACCUGAUGAUGCCCCUGAUGCAGGUUGUCUCUCUCUCCACUGGCGUAACGUAGACGCCGACAGGGCUGCGGGCGAGUACAAAUACAAAUCUUGCACUUUUCAUUCCGAAGUUCUGUGCCCGGUUACUUGAGGAACGUGUUGUACCGCAAUCUGUAUCUAAACGUCCUGACCUCUGGCUUGCAGUGCCACAGUGCUUAAGUAUAUAUCAAAUUU